Molecule: messenger RNA, 417 nt
Organism: Pyricularia oryzae 70-15
Lineage: Eukaryota; Fungi; Ascomycota; Sordariomycetes; Magnaporthales; Pyriculariaceae
Exons: 4
Coding region: 1-417 (138 amino acids)
Source: RefSeq, a predicted model, not a curated record
AUGUAUAUUUGCUUGUCUGCAUCAUACAUUGUUCACUGCAAAGAGCGCGCCAACAGAGUAAGUAACGAUGAGGCAUCCAGUAAGGUAAAGGUACGCAUAAGAGAUGUGGAGGGGUCGUGGCAGCAGGAUUCGCUCGAGGCAAGGCACUCGCCCGGUUUUGAGAGUGAAGCAGACAGCAACGGCAUUCAAAUGCACCAAUCUCCCGUCAUUCUCAAGUUCGAUACAGAUGGCACGGCAGCAAUCCCUCGGCUUUUGGCAGUCAGUCCAGUGACUCCAGUCCCCUGGCCCGACUCGAUCCGAUCCACUGUUUUCUUUCAAUGGCUUUCGCCUAAAUUGUUGGCCACGCUUCCCAGACAGGGGUGCCCGCGGUCCUUGAAGCUAUCCGAGUCUUCUAACGGCAUGCGAUGCCGAGCCUGA